This is a messenger RNA of Oppiella nova, 1173 nucleotides long. Lineage: Eukaryota; Metazoa; Arthropoda; Arachnida; Sarcoptiformes; Oppiidae. The record is from the annotation of a GenBank genome assembly.
AUGAUUAUUGGAAAUAUUACUGUGGGCGGGAGUGGGAAGACACCGUUAUUGAUCCAGUUGGUGAAAUAUUUGCAACAUCACCGUGUUCGUGUUGGUGUGAUUAGCCGUGGUUAUGGGGGGCAAGGGCCUUUUCCUGCACUGGUUACUUUAGAUUCUGUGCCUGAUCAAGUGGGCGAUGAACCCUGUUUAAUUGUUCAGUCUACUGAGGUUCCCAUGGUGGUGGGUGGCAAUCGCCAAGCCAAUAUUGAGUUACUACUGCAACAUUAUGAACUUGAUUUGAUUAUCAGUGAUGAUGGUUUACAGCAUUGGGCUUUAGCGCGUCAAAUCGAAUGGAUUGUGUUGGAUAAUAACCGGGGUUUGGGCAAUCAAAAACUGCUUCCUGAAGGUUAUUUACGCGAGCCUGUUAAUUUGAUGAAACAUAUUGUUAUUCCUGCGCGUUUUGCGAGUUCACGUCUUCCGGGUAAACCGCUUUUAGAAAUUCAUGGACGAGCCAUGAUUUUACGUGUGGUUGAUCAAGCAAAAAAAGUACAGGGGUUUGAUGAUCUUUGUGUGGCAACAGAUGACCCACGUAUUGCAGCGCUUUGCCGAGCAGAAGGUGUGGAUGUUGUGAUGACUGAUCCGAGUCAUCCUUCAGGCACAGAUCGUUUAAGUGAAGUUGCUCGGAUCAAAGGUUGGAAUGCUGAGGAUAUUAUUGUGAAUGUACAGGGCGAUGAGCCUUUGUUGCCUGCACAAUUGGUGAUUCAAGUUGCGGAGUUGCUAGCACAGAAAGCAGAUUGUUCAAUGUCGACCUUAUGUGAGCCUAUACAUCAGCUUGACGAGUUUCAGCGUGACAGCAUCGUGAAAGUGGUGAUGUCAAAGUUCAAUGAAGCGCUUUAUUUCAGUCGUGCACAAAUUCCUUAUGAUCGAGAGGGUGUUAAACAGGCUGAGCAAAAGCCACAUCAGCAUGCUUAUCGUCAUUUGGGCUUAUAUGCUUACCGUGUCAAGCUUUUACAAGAAUAUGUCACUUGGGAUAUGGGUGUUUUGGAACAGUUGGAAAGUUUAGAGCAAUUACGCGUUUUAGAAAAUGGACAUCGUAUUGCGAUUGAUAUCGCACAAGUAAACUUACCACCGGGUGUCGAUACUCAAACAGAUUUGGAUCGCUUAAACGCCUUAGAUGUAGCGGUUUUUGAAUAG